CAAAGUUCAGCUCCUCCCUUCGCUGUCUCCUCGGCCUGCGCCGCCGCUCGAGGUCCCGGCUCGGCUCCUUCCGCUCCGCCGCUUCCUCCGGAGAGCUGCCCGGCAAGCCGCCAUGGCGAACUUUCCCGACACGAAGCUGUACGACAUCCUGGGCGUCCCUCUCGGUGUCAGCGACAGCGAUCUGAAGAAGGCAUACAGAAAGUUAGCCAAAGAAUACCAUCCUGACAAGAAUCCAAAUGCCGGAGACAAAUUUAAAGAAAUAAGUUUUGCAUAUGAAGUAUUAUCGAAUCCUGAGAAGCGAGAGUUGUAUGACAGAUAUGGAGAACAAGGUCUUCGGGAAGGCAGUGGUGGAGGUGGUGGCAUGGAUGAUAUUUUCUCUCACAUUUUUGGCGGAGGAUUGUUUGGCUUCAUGGGCAAUCAGAGUAGAAGUCGAAAUGGCAGAAGAAGAGGAGAAGAUAUGAUGCAUCCACUGAAAGUGUCUUUAGAAGAUCUGUAUAAUGGAAAGACAACCAAACUACAGCUUAGCAAGAAUGUACUCUGCAGUGCAUGCAGUGGCCAAGGUGGAAAAUCUGGAGCUGUUCAGAAAUGCAGUGCUUGUCGGGGUCGAGGUGUCCGCAUCAUGAUCAGACAACUGGCUCCAGGAAUGGUACAGCAGAUGCAGUCUGUUUGUUCUGACUGUAAUGGAGAAGGCGAGGUAAUUAAUGAGAAAGAUCGCUGUAAAAAAUGUGAAGGGAAGAAGGUGAUUAAAGAAGUGAAGAUUCUUGAAGUUCAUGUAGACAAAGGUAUGAAACAUGGACAGAGAAUCACAUUCACCGGGGAAGCAGAUCAAGCCCCCGGAGUGGAGCCUGGAGACAUUGUUCUUUUGCUACAGGAAAAAGAGCAUGAGGUUUUCCAGAGAGAUGGGAAUGAUUUGCACAUGACAUACAAGAUAGGACUUGUUGAAGCUUUAUGUGGAUUUCAGUUCACAUUUAAGCAUCUUGAUGCUCGUCAGAUUGUGGUGAAAUACCCCCCUGGCAAAGUAAUUGAACCAGGUUGUGUUCGUGUAGUACGAGGUGAAGGAAUGCCACAGUAUCGUAAUCCCUUUGAGAAAGGUGAUCUUUACAUAAAGUUUGAUGUGCAGUUUCCUGAAAACAACUGGAUCAACCCAGACAAGCUUUCUGAAUUAGAAGAUCUUCUGCCAUCUAGACCAGAAGUUCCUAAUGUAAUUGGAGAAACAGAGGAAGUAGAGCUUCAGGAAUUUGAUAGCACUCGAGGCUCUGGAGGUGGUCAGAGGCGUGAAGCCUAUAACGAUAGCUCUGAUGAGGAAAGCAGCAGCCAUCAUGGACCUGGAGUGCAGUGUGCCCAUCAGUAAACGCUACAAGUUGCACAGGUGGAUUUUCUUUCCAUAUUUGCCGGAUUUGCCAGCUGCUGGAGUGUCUGAUUAGUCCAGAUGAACUGAUGGACAUCUGUUGAUCUAUGUGUAACUUUUAAAAUUGGUAUAGUAUCCACAGAGUGUACAAUUUAAACUAACCACAAAGCUUUACGUCUUCAUUUCGACUGUUCUGUAGCAGAAUAAAGCACUUGAAAGAAGACUCCCUUUCACACAUUGGUUAUAAGUUUCAGUCUGUGCUUGAUUUUUACCAGUUUUGUGUAGACUUUGUUUCAUAUUUUAAAUUCAAAUCCCACCUUGUAAAGUUUGUACAAUUUGUCCUGAAGCUUUGUGUUUGGCUGCAUCUGCAUAAGCUGCUACAAAUAGAAUAAAAAAAUUCAUAGCCUGUAUCUAUCAUUCAGAUGCAUGGAAAAAUGGGCUUUGCACACAAUGGGUUCGGAGCUGACUGGGAACAAUGGAAAAAAUUACAUUAGCCAUGGCUGUAAAGUUUUGGGGGCUUUUUAAAAAAAAUUUUUUUGUGUGAAAGGUUUCUGAAACUUGAUAAUAAAAAGCAGUUGGUGUACAUUAUUCUGUGUCACAUUUUUAGAAGGAAAAACAUAUUUUGCAACUGUAAAAAAGUAUCCUUAAUCUGAAGGAUGACUGGUUCUGGUUUUUAAACAGCCCUUAAAACCCAUUGGCCUGAAGGUUAUGCUUCAGGUACCUGCCCAUUUUAUAGUUUUAAAACUCAAAAGUUGGUUGAAACAGGCUUUAUUGAUUUCAGUUGAUGCUUUGUAGAGUGGAGGACAUCCAAGUUAUGUAACUCCUAGGUUAUCCUGAACAUUGGGGCGAGCCCAGGCCUCUGUUAUCCUCUUGCAGCCCACUUAAAAAUAAGGUUAACAGAUUGAUAGUAGAACCAUGUUUACACAGAACCUGUUAAAAUGCUGUUUUCAUUAAAUGUUAUUAAAAAGAAGCUCUGUCUCCAUUAAGCUGAAUAUCUGAAACUGGGGGAAACAUUGACUAUUUGAUUUUCUAUGUAGAAAACUAAGACUCUUAGGCUAGCAAACUUCACAGUGGCUGAACAUUACCAUCCCACCAGCAGUGCAUCAGGAUUCCAUUUGACCUACAUCCUUGCCAGCACCAUUUUGAUUAUAGCUGUCCUAAUGGGAUGAAAGGGUGUGUUUCCACCUUUCAGUAAUUACCGUUUCACUCCCAGAGUAAGUAUCUCUAGGACAUGCCUUUUUGAGGGCCAAGAGACACCAAGUACAUACCUUCUACAUUUGGAGAGGAACUGGGAGAAAGUGAAAACUUAAGAUUUUUAAAUGCAUUGUGGCAUCUCUUAGCCUAUCAGUACUUGAGUAUAUUUCUAAAUCUGCUGAAUGGGAAAAAAAAAAAUCUUGACACUAAUCAAGGCCUGUGAGGUUUAAAGUAUUGCCCUAUCC
Messenger RNA from Nannospalax galili (Upper Galilee mountains blind mole rat), 2787 nucleotides. It is a transcript of the gene Dnaja2, whose product is annotated as DnaJ heat shock protein family (Hsp40) member A2. Gene Ontology annotation, cellular component: cytoplasm; cytosol. Gene Ontology annotation, biological process: response to heat; protein refolding. The transcript has 9 exons. Gene Ontology annotation, molecular function: Hsp70 protein binding; ATP binding. NCBI's taxonomy places the organism in Eukaryota, Metazoa, Chordata, Mammalia, Rodentia, Spalacidae. Bases 113 to 1351 code for a protein of 412 amino acids. The record is from RefSeq and is a predicted model, not a curated record.